AUGAGUCGAUUUAAUAGAUUGUUUCAGGACAACCUCACCAUCUUGGAUAAAUUACCAAAAUAGAUUAUUUUUUUUUAUUCAUUUCAUAAUCAACUAGAAGUAAAAUAUAAUUUUGAAUUUAGUGGAAAAACUGAAAUUAAUUAACCUUUAGAAAAUAAUGAAAAAAUUGUUUAGAUAAAUGCCAAAUUAAAUAAAUUAACUGUUUUAAUUAGUAAUGAAUAUUGUAGUAUUUGA
Paramecium sonneborni is the source of this 234-nucleotide messenger RNA. The record is from the annotation of a GenBank genome assembly. NCBI's taxonomy places the organism in Eukaryota, Ciliophora, Oligohymenophorea, Peniculida, Parameciidae.